UGUGUGUGUUAGAGAGAGAGAGAGACAGAGAAAUUUGUGUAUUUAAGGUCGUGCUGCUUCUUGCAUUGCUGCUUUUCUCUCCACUCCCUGCUCAGACGUGCUUUGUCCCACCACCAACUCACUUCCCAAGUAUGCUCCCCUUCCAGGCAGCACCAGGUCAGUUCAGCCCAGAGGUCCGCCAACAAGGCCUGUGGGUAUGGAGGGUAGAAAAGAUGAAGGCGGUGCCGCUACAGCCCUCUGAAGUGGGAGCUUUCUAUAACGGCGACUCCUAUUUGGUGCGUAACCGUGGGGAAGAUGGAGCUGACCUUCACAUGUGGAUAGGUGAGAAGUCAUCUCGAGAUGAGCAGGUAGCCUGUGCCAUGCUGGCCACCCAGCUGGAUAAUUUUCUGGGCGGAGACCCCGUUCAGCACAGGCACGUUCAGGGCUUCGAGACCCCUGAGUUCAUGGAGCUCUUCCCCAGAGGGGUCAGCUACAAGGAGGGUGGUGUGGAGUCAGGCUUCAGGAGGCCUCAGGGCUCGGGCACGGUGCAGAGAUUGUACCAGAUCAAAGGAAAGCGCAACAUCCGUGCCAAGGAGGUGGAGCUGUCUUGGAGCAGCUUCAACAAGGGAGACUGCUUCAUCCUUGACCUCGGAGAGACCAUUGUGUCGUGGAUCGGCUCGCAGGCCAACAUCUUUGAGAAGCAAAAAGUGCGUGAGAUCGCCUCGCUGAUCCGAGACACAGACAGACACGGUAAAGCUCGCAUUGUGGAUGCCAACGAGGGGGAAGAGCCGGAGGAGAUGCUCAAAGUCUUAGGAAAGAUUCCACCCCUGCCAGAGAGCACUCCAGAAGAGGACAGCCAAGCAGACGCCUCCAACAUAGCCUGCCUCUACAAGGUGUCUGAUGCCACCGGUUCCAUGACGACGACCAAAGUGUCCGAUAAGAGCCCAUUUGCCAAGGAUCUGCUGGUUCGUGACGACUGCUUCAUCCUAGACAACGGCGCCAACGGAAAGAUCUUCGUCUGGAAAGGUAACGGAGCGAAUGCUGAGGAGAAGAGGGCGGCCCUGCAGAUGGCAGACAAAUUCAUCAAGCAAAUGAACUACCCUAGCAUGAAAACACAGGUGGAAAUCCUGCCACAGGGGAAGGAGACCAUCAUCUUCAAGCAGUUCUUUGCAAAGUGGAACUAAGCAUUUCCCGGGAAAUCCUGCAAAAUCCUGCACAUCGGGAUGAGGCUGCGCAUCUCCAAACAGAGAGCACCUGUUACAAAAUUUUUUUAUAUAUAUACUGACUUGUAUGUAAAUACUUGUGAGGCUGACCGUAUGCUGCAGCUUGCUUUGGACUUUGAUAGAAUCAGACAUGUGAUGCCACUUUUAUAAAACCAAUAAGGAUAGAAAGAGAAACAUUAAACAUAACUCAAGUAAAUGAGAUGUGCAUUUUUUUUUUUUUUUUUUAAAUUUGUCCAAUAGUGUCACAGAUUUGCCUGCAUUUGAAAAAUAAAUCUGAAACUCUGGCUCCUA
Archocentrus centrarchus (flier cichlid) is the source of this 1493-nucleotide messenger RNA. It is a transcript of the gene capgb, whose product is annotated as capping protein (actin filament), gelsolin-like b. Gene Ontology annotation, molecular function: phosphatidylinositol-4,5-bisphosphate binding; actin filament binding. The record is from RefSeq and is a predicted model, not a curated record. Gene Ontology annotation, biological process: actin polymerization or depolymerization; actin filament severing; central nervous system development. Gene Ontology annotation, cellular component: cytoplasm; actin cytoskeleton. NCBI's taxonomy places the organism in Eukaryota, Metazoa, Chordata, Actinopteri, Cichliformes, Cichlidae.